CAAUACGUCUUCUCGACGACUCUACUAACUGGGGAGAGGUAGAAGUGCGCCACAGAGGGGUGUGGGGGUUUGUCUGUGAAGGUCCAGACUGGACUGACGCCGCGGCACGUGUCGUCUGCAAGGAACUGGGCUUCUCUGGCGGGGGAGUGAGGUUCGGUGGACCAGAUAGAGUUCGGUCAUAUCGCAGCGUCUGGGUCAAUGGCCUGAACUGCACAGGGAAUGAAACUAGUCUGGAGCAAUGUGUCGUCGGACCCUGGGGACAAGAUAAAAACUGUCGGAGACUGGCCCGUGUUCUGUGCUCCUCUACAUCUGCCCCCGAGGUAAGACUGGCCGGCGGAGGUUCCAGCUACGGCCGAGUGGAGAUCUUGAUGGACGGACAAACGUACUCCGUGUGUGACAACGGCUGGGAUGUGAGGGAUGCUACAGUUGUCUGCAGACUCCUGGGCUACCAGUCCGGACAACCUGCUCUGAGAUCUUACUAUGGCGCGGGCACAGGUCAAGUGGCGCUGGACAGUGUCGCCUGUGAUACCUCGGACACCAGUCUGCUGGCCUGUCGGAGCAGUGGAUGGCUGGAGACAGAGGCAGCGUGCGGUGACCACAGCAAGGACGCGGGGGUCGUCUGCUUUGGUGAAGUUCGGCUAAUGAGGGGAGACCACUCCACAGGCAUAGUGAUGAUUAACAUUGGCAUGAAUACUUUCAUCGCAUGUGGCUCCAACUUUGGUGAUACGGAAGCAAAAGUUGCAUGUCGGGAGCUGGGGUUCGAGCACGGGCGUGCUUUGCCAAGAGGAGCUUAUGGAAGGUUCUCUAACAGUGGUUACUACAGCCGCUACUACAGAUGCUUGGGAAAUGAAACACAAAUCUCCUCGUGUGCCUCCUUCCAGGGUUACUGUGGUUUCUGACAGCUACUCUAACUACGCCUCCGUCCACUGCUUCAACGGCUCUCUCAGCACAGAUUCGUCGGCUUUCCUUGGACGCUGGUCAAGGGCUUCUCGGCAACUCCUCCGGCCGACUGGUGGUCAGUCAAGGCGGUGUUCGAGGCAGAGUGUGUCCAGAAGACUGGGAUGACGUAGACGCCGGCGUGGUCUGCAGACAACUGGGGUACCGUGGUGGUGUGGCACUGACUUUCACGCACCCAGGCACUGGUCCAUACCUGCUUGACAACGUGGCUUGUACAGGUGUCGAGACGUCCAUCUUUAGUUGCAUAAGCAAGGGAACAUGUUCGCUUUCUUACCGAAGCCACCUGAUGUCGGUGCUGUGUGCUUCAGUGACACCUCAAUCGUAGUACAACUUGUAGGAGGAACAUCGGACAAGGAGGGUCUGGUGCAAGUGGUGUAUGGGAGGCAGGUGGGUACGGUGUGUGUACCUGACAACUAUAACCAUGAUAACGCCGCAAAGGUGGUCUGCAGACAGCUCGGCUACGUGGACGGAGAAUU
Molecule: messenger RNA, 1433 nt
Organism: Pomacea canaliculata
Lineage: Eukaryota; Metazoa; Mollusca; Gastropoda; Architaenioglossa; Ampullariidae
Product: scavenger receptor cysteine-rich type 1 protein M130-like
Exons: 8
Coding region: 369-899 (176 amino acids)
Cellular component (GO): membrane
Source: RefSeq, a predicted model, not a curated record